Messenger RNA from Ascochyta rabiei, 2253 nucleotides. RefSeq lists its product as uncharacterized. NCBI's taxonomy places the organism in Eukaryota, Fungi, Ascomycota, Dothideomycetes, Pleosporales, Didymellaceae. The record is from RefSeq and is a predicted model, not a curated record. Bases 1 to 2253 code for a protein of 750 amino acids. The transcript is spliced from 4 exons.
AUGGACAUCGAAUCCUCCGCGCGGCAACUAGACGAUGAAAACGGCUGGAGUGGUAGAGAGACUUUCGCCUCGUCGGUCAAAAUAGGGUCGAAGAAGCCGAUUCUGAACCUUGAGGAGAUUGAGCAUCAUCUUCAAGAUGUGCAGUGUGGCGACCAACGCAUGAGGUUACAUUUCGUCGACGCAUCAUCGGCACGAGAUGCAAGAGCUGCUUGCCACGGCGGACACGGAGGCCUGGGUGGCCUCAUCAUCACAUCACAUGAAGGCUGCAAUAAAGACGGCGAGAGAGCGGUGUACAGGGUCGAUGACAUUUCGUAUGCCGAAGAAGGCGUAGCCCUUGACCUCGCCGUCACAGAAGCCUUGUGGCAAGACGCCUUCGACAAUAUCGAUAUCAACUUCGGACACUCACAAUACGAUCACAUCUACAGACGGCACUCUGACUUCUCGCGAGCGCGCAGAAAGCGUCAAGACAAUCUGACAGUUGAGAUCCCCACCGACACUCCUGAUGAUGUCACCGAUGUCACAUUUGAUCUCAGCUCCGAGCUUCUCGACACCACCUUCUCUGCAACCGACUUCCUCACCGGCAUCGAUAGCCUAGUCCCUGUCUCGGGUGUUGCGGUGCCUGACCCACCCAUCGAGAUUGGUUGCAAAAAUUGUUCAACCAGGGGCCAGAUCAUCCUUACGCAGGGCGCGAUCAAUAUCAACACGAAGCAGAUUGACCUCGUUCCUGAUAUCUUUGAGGGCGGCGAUGAUGGCAAGGAAAUCAACAGCAUCAUCACAGGCGGGUAUAUGGAUCUUGCUGUGACCGGUGUGGGGGCGCGCCUGGAGAUGUUUGCUCACCCAGUCAGCUCGGGGUCUUAUGAGAUUGCGUUGUUUCCAUUACCGAUUCUAGGUUUCGUCAUCCCUGGUAUUGGUCAAGCGGGAGCGAGUUUCGAACCGAAAAUCAGCGUGGACUUUGAGAUUGACGGUGAGCUUGCUGUCAAUUACGGUUUCGAUGUUGCUAUUCCAGAUGGCGCCGGCAUCAAAGUCGAACUUGGAGAUCUCACUAACACAACCAUCACGGGCAUCAAAGGAACGACCCUCAACGCCCUACCGUUCACCUCGAGCGCCACUGACGUCGACCUCUCUCUCAGCCUGGCAUUCGCACCGACGAUUCCAAUCGGCUUCGAUUUCAGCGAUAAGCUGAGCGCACUGGUUACUGUCUCGAUGAACCUACCACGCCUUGAUGCCAGGCUAACCACCAACGCCAAGGAUCGGUGCAGUCUCUUCGACAAAGGUAACAAGACGAAGACGGACACCAAAGCAAAACCCAAAGGCGCCGAUCUCAGCUCCCUAGUUUUGGUGGAGGCCAAUGUCUCCGUGGCCAUCGACGUCUCUGCAGACCUCACGCUCCCCUUACUCCCCGCGCCGUUUGAUUCGGCUGGCACGUCUGCGCAGGUCUUUUCCACCAAGAUGCCCCUCAUGACCUCAUGCGUUACUCCAGUCAAGGGCAAGCUCAAGAUCACCGAGAUGCCACCAGUCGCUACGAUAGCCGCUGACAAGGCAGAGGUGAAAGCGGACAAGCCGUGCACGUGCGCAACGGCGACAACUACAGUGUAUGCCGCGCCGCCUACAGGCGCUCCUCCACCACUGGAAAUGACGCCCUACUAUCCCAAAGCACCUCCAGUCGAGACACCAUCAACAGAGGGAGAGCAGCCACCAGCAUCGACGGCGCUGGAGAUGACGCCUUACUACCCCGUCGACACACCGACCGGCGGAUACGGAUACGGACCCAGCGGACAGCAGCCGUCUCCAUCGCCCUCGUGCCCCAGCACUCAAACCGUGCGCAUCACCAUCUCGACACCACCUGCUUCAACCACAGAACCCCCCGCACCCCCGCCCAUCCUCAUAAUACCCGCCUCAAAACCCUGCAACUCAACCACUCCCGCCACGACCAUCCUACCUCCUCACUCAACAACCACACCAACCUCCCUCCCCUCUUCCUCCUCGCAGAUUACGUCCACGUGCACGUGCACGUCCAAGUCCCCUUCUGCCUCUACAACUACCACGGCACCACCGAAGAUCGAGGAGAGCAAGGGAUUCAUGGCGCCGCCGGGUAGCGCGACAGACACAGACACAGGCACAGGCAGCGCGACACCGACGUCCACCAGAGCGCCCGAUUUCACGGGCGCGGCGGAUCGGGGAGCGGGGGUUCCGGCGUUGAGGUGGACUGGGAUUGUGGGGUUGGGGUUGGGGGUGGGCGUUUUGAUGGCGUGA